Messenger RNA from Etheostoma spectabile (orangethroat darter), 1555 nucleotides. RefSeq names its product parvin, gamma (gene parvg). Gene Ontology annotation, cellular component: actin cytoskeleton; cytoplasm; focal adhesion. NCBI's taxonomy places the organism in Eukaryota, Metazoa, Chordata, Actinopteri, Perciformes, Percidae. Bases 271 to 1233 code for a protein of 320 amino acids. Gene Ontology annotation, biological process: substrate adhesion-dependent cell spreading; actin cytoskeleton organization; establishment or maintenance of cell polarity regulating cell shape. The record is from RefSeq and is a predicted model, not a curated record. Gene Ontology annotation, molecular function: actin binding. The transcript is spliced from 13 exons.
GAAGUACACUUCUCUGCCACACCCUCUCAGUUGUGAUUAUCUUCCCUUUUGACCCUGUGACAUGUUAUUUUCUUUUAAGAUUUAGUGCCGUCAGACUUGUACGCUGAUAGACUUCACAACAGGCUGUAUUCAGAUAGUCGGCUACGUACAACCCUCCAUUUCUUAUACCGCUGUUUGACAGUUUGUGGAGUUGACACGGAACUCAAUUCAGCUGAAGUCAUUCUGUUGAGUCACUCUCAAGAGUGCCGAAGGUUUUGCUGAGGUGAAGCGAUGGAAGCUGCUGUCUUUCAGUAUCACAAAGAGGAUGACACUGUGGACGUUGAAUCUUUUCAGGGCGAGAAGCAGAAGCUGAUUCAGCCGGCGUCUUUAAAAGACCCCAAAUUUGAAAAGCUAAAGGAGGCACUGGUUUGUUGGAUCAAUAGCACUUUGAAACCGGAUCACAUAGUGGUUCAGAGUCUGGAGGAGGAUCUGUACGACGGGCUGGUGCUUCAUCACCUGCUGUCCAGGUUGGCCGGUGUGCACUUGUCUGUAGAGGAUAUGGCACUAACCAGCCCUGCUCAGAUCCGCAAGCUGGGAGUGAUCCAGGAGGAGUUGGACAAGAGACUGAGCCUGCAGGACAGCAGCCAGAUCAAGUGGAACGUCAAACUCAUCCACAACAAAGACCUUCUGGCCACUAUUCAUCUGCUGGUUGCCAUGGUGAGAGCUUUCCAGCCUGAACUGGGUUUGCCACCAAAUGUUAAAGUUGAAGUCAUAGUUUUGGAAGUGAGCAGAGGUGGAAUCAAAUCAGAUAUACAGACAGAGGUCCUGACAGAGGAAAGGGAUGCAGGUUCAGGCUCUCUCAACAAGACUGAAAUGGAAGAUCCCAUCGAUCAACUGCUGAAGCUUGAUGGUCACAAGGUCAACAUGGUGAAGAAGGCUAUCUUACACUUUGUCAACCAGAAAAUGUCGACCAUGGGUCUGGAGGUGGCUGAUAUGGACAAACAGUUUGCUGACGGUGUGAUUCUACUGCUGCUGCUCGGACAGCUGGAAGGCUUCUUCAUCCCGCUCUAUGACUUCAACCUGACACCUGUCAGUCCCUCUGAGAUGCUCCACAAUGUGACCUUGGCCUUGGACCUCCUUAAUGACACAGGCCUUCAAGUGGCCAGCGUUGAUCCACAAGAUAUUGUCUCUCAGGACGACAUUGCCACGUUGAAGGUCCUGUACGCCCUGUUCAAGAAGCACAAAGAUAAAUGAGAGAGGGACUCAACAACCAGGGAGCUGAAGAAAAGUGGAGUUUUUGACCAACUUGUGGUUUCUUCUGUCUCUAAACUGGGGAAAAGGCUGCUCAUUAUUUAAAUGGUGAAGUAAGACUAAUUAGACAUAUUGGUGAUGCUCUCAAGCUAAUUUAAAAAUAAUUCAAGAAGCUAAAGUAGCUUUAACAAGUCAUUCAUAAACAACAUCGGUGUCUAAGGGCCCUGUCUGAGCCUCAUUUAUGACAACAUUUAGAGUGAAAUCAUCACGUCACCAAUCCUCCACCAUCACCUACUUUUUGAGGACAGGUGGAUACAAGGCUAGA